Messenger RNA from Thermochaetoides thermophila DSM 1495, 1011 nucleotides. RefSeq lists its product as uncharacterized. Bases 1 to 1011 code for a protein of 336 amino acids. Gene Ontology annotation, cellular component: cytoplasm. The record is from RefSeq and is a predicted model, not a curated record. NCBI's taxonomy places the organism in Eukaryota, Fungi, Ascomycota, Sordariomycetes, Sordariales, Chaetomiaceae. Gene Ontology annotation, molecular function: ATP phosphoribosyltransferase activity; magnesium ion binding. The transcript is spliced from 3 exons. Gene Ontology annotation, biological process: L-histidine biosynthetic process.
AUGACCCAAAAGCUAAUUACCCCGGAAAGCCUAGAAGGUCGACUGCUUUUCGCAGUCCCCAAGAAGGGCCGCCUCCUUCAGGCCAGCCUGAACCUUCUCGAGGGCGCCGACAUCCAGUUCAAGCGCGAAAACCGGCUGGACAUCGCACUGGUGAAGAACCUGCCCAUCGCGCUGGUCUUUCUGCCCGCCGCCGACAUCCCGACCUUCGUAGGCGAGGGCCGCGUCGACCUGGGCAUAACGGGCUACGACCAGGUGCAGGAACACGAUGCGGGCGUGCGGGCGCUGGCGCGUGCACGGCGCAUGAGCAACGACUUUAGCAACAGCGAGAGCCCCUCGACGGGUAAACCCCACGGCUGCGAGACAGUGCUCGACCUUGGGUUCGGAGCCUGCAAGCUGCAGGUCCAGGUCCCCGCGAAGGGCGAGUACAAGGAAGGCCGCGACCUGAUUGGGAAGAAUAUUGGCACCAGCUUUGUGCACUUGACCCAUGAGUACUUUGCGCGCUUAGAGGCUGAGCAGGAGGGGAUUACCGACCCGGUUGAGCUGCAAAAUCGCAAGCUGCGCACCAAGAUUAUUGAACUGAGCGGUAGCGUUGAGGCUGCCUGUGCCCUGGGUGUCGCCGAUGGUAUUGUUGACCUUGUUGAAUCCGGCGAGACAAUGAAAGCUGCCGGCCUCAAGGCAAUCGACACGGUCAUCGAGACCUCCGCCAUCUUGAUCAAAUCCAAAGCGCCCUCGAACCCAGCCCUGGUCGACCUGAUCGCCUCGCGUAUCAACGGCGUCAUCACCGCCCAGAAGUUUGUCCUCUGCCAGUACAACGUGCCACGCGAGAAGCUGGCCGCCGCGGUCAAGAUCACGCCCGGUAAGCGCGCGCCAACAGUCACCUCGCUUGACGAGGAGGGCUGGGUGGCGGUCAGCGCAAUGGUGGAGAAGAAGAGGAUUGCUACGGUCAUGGACGAGCUGGUGCAGGUUGGCGCACAGGAUGUGUUGGUUUUGGAUAUUCAUAAUACCAGGUAG